Molecule: messenger RNA, 7833 nt
Organism: Pipistrellus nathusii (Nathusius's pipistrelle)
Lineage: Eukaryota; Metazoa; Chordata; Mammalia; Chiroptera; Vespertilionidae
Source: the annotation of a GenBank genome assembly
AUGGCAGAUGUGGAUCCAGACACAUUGCUGGAAUGGCUACAGAUGGGACAGGGAGAUGAAAGGGACAUGCAACUAAUAGCACUUGAACAGCUAUGCAUGCUGCUUUUGAUGUCUGACAACGUGGACCGAUGUUUUGAAACAUGCCCUCCUCGCACUUUCUUACCAGCCCUCUGCAAAAUUUUUCUUGAUGAAAGUGCCCCAGACAAUGUGUUGGAGGUAACAGCCCGUGCCAUAACAUACUAUCUGGAUGUAUCUGCAGAAUGCACCCGAAGGAUUGUUGGGGUAGAUGGAGCUAUAAAAGCACUUUGUAAUCGAUUGGUUGUGGUAGAACUUAACAACAGGACUAGCAGAGACUUAGCUGAGCAAUGUGUAAAGGUGCUGGAACUGAUAUGCACUCGUGAGUCAGGAGCAGUCUUCGAGGCUGGUGGUUUGAAUUGUGUGCUUACCUUCAUUCGUGACAGUGGACACCUGGUUCAUAAAGAUACCUUGCACUCCGCCAUGGCUGUUGUAUCAAGACUCUGUGGCAAAAUGGAACCUCAAGAUACUUCUUUAGAAAUUUGUGUGGAAUCUCUGUCUAGUUUAUUAAAACAUGAAGAUCAUCAGGUUUCGGAUGGAGCUCUGCGAUGUUUUGCAUCAUUAGCUGACCGAUUCACCCGUCGUGGUGUUGACCCAGCUCCAUUAGCCAAACAUGGAUUAACUGAAGAGCUCUUAUCUCGAAUGGCUGCUGCUGGUGGUACCAUAUCAGGGCCAUCAUCAGCUUGCAAACCAGGUCGCAGCACCACAGGUGCGCCUUCCACAGCUGCGGAUUCCAAAUUGAGUAACCAAGUUUCCACAAUUGUAAGUCUGCUCUCAACACUUUGCAGAGGCUCUCCAGUAGUCACACACGAUCUUCUGAGGUCAGAGCUUCCAGAUUCAAUUGAGAGUGCAUUGCAGGGUGACGAAAGAUGUGUGCUUGAUACCAUGCGUUUGGUUGACCUUCUCUUGGUGCUAUUAUUUGAAGGACGAAAGGCUUUGCCAAAGUCUAGUGCUGGAUCUACAGGCAGAAUCCCAGGACUCCGGAGAUUGGAUAGCUCAGGGGAGCGCUCACAUCGGCAGCUUAUAGACUGUAUUCGAAGUAAAGAUACUGAUGCCCUUAUAGAUGCAAUUGACACAGGAGCCUUUGAAGUAAAUUUCAUGGAUGAUGUGGGUCAGACUCUGUUAAAUUGGGCCUCAGCUUUUGGAACUCAGGAAAUGGUAGAAUUUCUUUGUGAAAGAGGUGCUGAUGUUAAUAGAGGUCAAAGAUCAUCAUCAUUACAUUAUGCUGCAUGUUUUGGAAGACCUCAAGUAGCCAAGACUCUAUUACGACAUGGUGCAAACCCAGAUCUGAGAGAUGAAGAUGGGAAAACUCCAUUAGAUAAAGCUCGUGAAAGGGGCCAUAGUGAAGUAGUGGUUAUACUUCAGUCUCCAGGUGAUUGGAUGUGUCCAGUUAAUAAGGGAGAUGAUAAGAAAAAGAAAGAUACUAACAAAGAUGAAGAAGAAUGUAAUGAGCCAAAAGGAGAUCCAGAAAUGGCACCCAUAUACCUGAAAAGGUUAUUGCCAGUGUUUGCACAAACAUUUCAGCAAACUAUGUUACCUUCAAUAAGAAAAGCAAGUCUUGCUCUGAUUCGAAAAAUGAUUCACUUUUGCUCUGAAGCAUUGUUAAAAGAAGUUUGUGAUUCUGAUGUUGGUCACAAUUUGCCUACAAUACUCGUGGAAAUCACUGCAACAGUCCUUGAUCAAGAGGAUGAUGAUGAUGGCCACUUGCUGGCUUUGCAAAUCAUAAGGGAUUUAGUAGAUAAAGGUGGUGACAUUUUUUUGGAUCAGCUAGCCAGACUUGGUGUAAUUAGCAAAGUGUCAACUUUGGCAGGUCCUUCCUCAGAUGAUGAGAAUGAAGAGGAGUCAAAACCAGAAAAAGAAGAUGAACCACAGGAAGAUGCCAAAGAAUUACAGCAAGGUAAACCAUAUCAUUGGAGAGACUGGUCAAUCAUUAGGGGAAGAGACUGCUUAUAUAUAUGGAGUGAUGCAGCUGCCUUGGAAUUAUCUAAUGGCAGUAAUGGAUGGUUCAGAUUUAUCUUGGAUGGAAAACUUGCUACAAUGUAUUCAAGCGGUAGUCCUGAAGGCGGAUCAGAUAGUUCAGAAAGCAGGAGUGAAUUCUUAGAGAAGUUACAAAGAGCUCGAGGCCAAGUAAAGCCAUCUACUUCAAGUCAACCUAUACUCUCAACGCCAGGACCCACUAAACUCACUGUAGGGAAUUGGUCACUAACAUGUUUGAAAGAAGGAGAAAUUGCUAUUCAUAACUCAGAUGGUCAGCAAGCAACAAUAUUGAAAGAAGAUUUACCUGGUUUUGUAUUUGAAUCCAAUAGAGGAACCAAACACUCAUUUACUGCAGAAACUUCUCUGGGUUCAGAAUUUGUGACUGGCUGGACUGGCAAAAGAGGCAGAAAACUGAAAUCUAAAUUAGAAAAAACAAAACAAAAGGUACGCACUAUGGCUCGAGAUUUAUAUGACGACCACUUUAAAGCUGUUGAAAGCAUGCCUCGUGGAGUAGUGGUAACACUCAGAAACAUAGCAACUCAGUUAGAGUCAUCUUGGGAACUUCAUACAAAUAGACAAUGUAUUGAGAGUGAAAACACAUGGAGAGAUUUAAUGAAGACAGCUUUAGAAAAUCUAAUUGUACUUUUGAAGGAUGAAAACACCAUUUCACCAUAUGAAAUGUGCAGUAGUGGCUUGGUGCAAGCGCUUCUUACUGUUUUAAACAAUAGCAUGGAGUUAGAUGUGAAACAAGAUUGUAGUCAACUAGUAGAAAGAAUAAAUGUUUUUAAAACAGCCUUUAGUGAAAAUGAAGAUGAUGAAAGUCGACCAGCAGUUGCAUUAAUUCGAAAAUUAAUAGCUGUACUAGAAUCUAUUGAACGCCUACCUCUCCAUUUGUAUGAUACACCAGGAUCUACAUACAACCUCCAGAUUCUUACCAGAAGAUUAAGGUUCCGGUUAGAGCGUGCGCCUGGUGAAACUGCCUUGAUAGACAGGACUGGCAGGAUGUUGAAGAUGGAGCCCUUAGCUACAGUCGAAUCUUUGGAACAGUACCUCCUAAAAAUGGUAGCAAAGCAGUGGUAUGAUUUUGACCGAUCUUCAUUUAUUUUUGUUCGAAAAUUAAGAGAAGGCCAAAAUUUUAUAUUUCGGCACCAGCAUGAUUUUGAUGAAAAUGGAAUUAUUUACUGGAUUGGGACAAAUGCCAAAACUGCAUAUGAAUGGGUAAAUCCAGCUGCUUAUGGACUUGUAGUAGUAACAUCAUCAGAAGGAAGAAAUCUACCUUAUGGCCGCUUAGAAGACAUACUAAGUCGUGAUAAUUCAGCUUUAAAUUGCCAUAGCAAUGAUGAUAAGAAUGCGUGGUUUGCCAUAGAUAUGGGUCUGUGGGUGAUUCCAUCAGCAUAUACACUUCGUCAUGCUCGUGGCUAUGGAAGGUCUGCGCUGAGGAAUUGGGUUUUCCAGGUAUCCAAAGAUGGACAGAACUGGACCUCUUUGUAUACCCAUGUUGAUGACUGCAGUCUCAAUGAACCAGGGUCAACAGCAACAUGGCCUCUUGAUCCACCAAAGGAUGAGAAACAAGGUUGGCGACAUGUGAGAAUUAAACAGAUGGGAAAGAACGCUAGCGGUCAAACUCACUACCUCUCACUGUCUGGAUUCGAACUUUAUGGCACUGUAAAUGGAGUAUGUGAAGAUCAGCUAGGAAAAGCAGCUAAGGAAGCAGAAGCUAAUCUGAGAAGACAAAGGCGUCUAGUACGCUCCCAGGUUCUAAAAUACAUGGUUCCAGGGGCUCGUGUGAUCAGAGGCCUUGAUUGGAAAUGGCGAGAUCAGGAUGGCAGCCCACAGGGAGAAGGCACCGUCACGGGAGAACUGCAUAAUGGCUGGAUUGAUGUCACCUGGGAUGCUGGUGGCUCAAACUCUUACCGUAUGGGCGCAGAAGGAAAAUUUGACCUCAAGCUUGCACCAGGGUACGACCCUGAUACAGUGGCAUCACCCAAACCUGUUUCAUCCACUGUUUCAGGCACAACGCAAUCAUGGAGCAGCUUGGUGAAAAACAACUGUCCAGACAAGACAUCUGCUGCUGCAGGCUCCUCAAGUAGAAAAGGAAGCAGCAGUUCUGUGUGUAGCGUGGCCAGUAGCAGCGACAUCAGCUUGGGUUCGACCAAAACGGAACGGAGAUCAGAAAUUGUAAUGGAACACAGUAUAGUUUCAGGAGCUGAUGUCCAUGAACCAAUUGUUGUACUUUCAUCUGCUGAAAACAUCCCUCAAACAGAAGUAGGGUCAUCAUCCAGUGCCAGCACCAGUACCUUAACAGCGGAAACGGGAAGUGAAAAUGCUGAAAGAAAGUUAGGCCCCGAUAGUUCUGUUCGUACUCCUGGAGAGUCUAGUGCAAUAUCCAUGGGAAUUGUUAGUGUCAGUUCUCCUGAUGUUAGUUCAGUGUCUGAGUUAACUAAUAAAGAAGCAGCUUCACAACGGCCCCUUAGCUCCUCAGCAAGUAACAGACUGUCAGUGAGUUCUUUGUUGGCUGCGGGGGCCCCUAUGAGCUCUAGUGCAAGUGUACCUAACCUGUCCUCAAGAGAAACAUCUAGCUUGGAGAGUUUUGUAAGGAGAGUGGCAAACAUAGCACGGACUAAUGCCACGAACAACAUGAAUCUAAGCCGAAGCAGCAGUGAUAACAACACUAAUACUUUGGGGAGGAAUGUGAUGAGCACAGCAACUUCUCCUCUUAUGGGUGCUCAGAGUUUUCCUAAUUUGACCACACCUGGUACUACAUCAACAGUGACUAUGUCAACAUCCAGUGUUACGAGCAGCAGCAAUGUAGCUACAGCAACAACAGUUUUAUCAGUUGGGCAGUCGUUAAGUAAUACUUUAACCACCAGCCUCACGUCAACCUCCAGUGAAAGUGACACAGGUCAGGAAGCAGAGUAUUCCUUAUAUGAUUUUCUUGACAGCUGCCGUGCAAGUACCCUGUUAGCUGAGCUAGAUGAUGAUGAGGACUUGCCUGAGCCAGAUGAGGAAGAUGAUGAAAAUGAAGAUGACAAUCAGGAGGACCAAGAAUACGAGGAGGUUAUGAUUCUGAGACGUCCAUCCCUGCAGCGACGAGCCGGCUCCCGCUCUGACGUGACGCACCAUGCUGUCACUUCACAGCUACCACAGGUUCCUGCUGGAGGUGGGAGCCGACCAAUUGGGGAGCAGGAAGAAGAAGAGUAUGAAACUAAAGGAGGACGCCGGAGGACCUGGGAUGAUGAUUAUGUGCUAAAGCGGCAGUUUUCUGCUUUGGUUCCUGCUUUUGAUCCUCGACCAGGUCGUACUAAUGUCCAACAGACAACUGAUCUAGAAAUUCCACCUCCAGGAACACCUCAUUCAGAACUCUUGGAAGAAGUAGAAUGUACUCCAUCACCUCGAUUAGCUCUCACUUUGAAAGUAACAGGUCUUGGAACAACUCGAGAGGUUGAAUUACCCCUCACCAAUUUUAGAUCAACCAUCUUUUACUAUGUACAAAAAUUGCUCCAAUUAUCCUGUAAUGGCAAUGUGAAAUCAGAUAAACUUAGGCGUAUUUGGGAGCCAACAUACACAAUCAUGUACAGAGAAAUGAAGGAUUCUGACAAGGAAAAAGAAAAUGAAAAAAUGGGUUGUUGGUCUAUAGAGCAUGUGGAACAGUACCUUGGCACUGAUGAAUUACCAAAGAAUGACUUGAUAACCUACCUGCAGAAGAAUGCAGAUGCUGCUUUCCUGCGCCACUGGAAAUUAACUGGCACUAAUAAAAGUAUUAGGAAAAACAGAAAUUGUUCUCAGCUCAUAGCUGCAUAUAAGGAUUUCUGUGAGCAUGGAACAAAGUCUGGCUUAAACCAGGGAGCCAUUUCUACUCUUCAAAGUAGUGAUAUUCUUAAUUUGACAAAAGAACAACCCCAGGCCAAAGCAGGGAAUGGACAGAACUCUUGUGGAGUAGAAGAUGUCCUUCAGCUUCUGCGAAUUCUGUAUAUAGUUGCAAGUGACCCUUAUUCAAGAAUAUCCCAAGAAGAAGGUGAUGAGCAGCUUCAGUUUACGUUCCCACCAGAUGAAUUCACUAGCAAAAAAAUCACAACAAAAAUUUUGCAGCAGAUUGAGGAACCAUUGGCAUUGGCAAGUGGGGCUCUGCCAGACUGGUGUGAACAGUUAACCAGCAAGUGUCCUUUUCUGAUACCAUUUGAAACUAGACAACUUUAUUUUACAUGUACUGCAUUUGGUGCGUCAAGAGCAAUAGUGUGGUUACAAAACCGACGUGAAGCCACUGUGGAAAGAACAAGGACCACAAGUAGUGUUAGGCGAGAUGAUCCUGGAGAGUUUCGAGUUGGUCGUCUCAAGCAUGAGAGAGUAAAAGUUCCACGUGGUGAAUCGCUGAUGGAAUGGGCUGAGAACGUCAUGCAAAUACAUGCAGACCGGAAAUCAGUUCUUGAGGUUGAAUUUUUAGGAGAAGAAGGAACUGGCUUGGGACCCACAUUAGAGUUUUAUGCUCUGGUGGCAGCAGAAUUCCAGAGAACUGACUUGGGAACUUGGCUCUGUGAUGAUAACUUUCCAGAUGAUGAAUCUCGUCAGGUUGACCUUGGGGGUGGGCUGAAACCUCCUGGAUACUAUGUGCAGAGAUCAUGCGGACUGUUCACGGCGCCGUUCCCACAAGACAGCGAUGAGCUUGAAAGGGUCACAAAGCUCUUUCAUUUCCUUGGAAUUUUCUUGGCCAAAUGCAUUCAAGACAAUAGACUUGUGGAUUUACCUAUUUCAAAACCUUUCUUUAAACUUAUGUGUAUGGGUGACAUUAAAAGCAAUAUCAGUAAACUGAUUUAUGAGUCACGAGGUGAUAGAGACUUACAUUGUACUGAGAGUCAGUCUGAAGCUUCUACAGAAGAAGGUCAUGAUUCACUCUCUGUAGGAAGCUUUGAAGAGGAUUCAAAAUCAGAGUUUAUUCUGGAUCCUCCCAAACCCAAACCUCCAGCUUGGUUUAAUGGAAUUUUAACUUGGGAAGACUUCGAACUAGUAAACCCACACAGAGCAAGAUUUUUAAAAGAAAUCAAAGACCUUGCUAUCAAGAGGCGCCAGAUUUUAAGCAACAAAGCUCUUUCUGAAGAUGAGAAGAACACAAAAUUACAGGAGUUAGUGCUGAAAAAUCCAUCAGGAUCUGGGCCUCCACUUAGUAUAGAGGAUUUAGGUUUAAAUUUCCAGUUUUGCCCUUCCUCAAGAAUAUAUGGUUUUACAGCUGUGGAUCUCAAGCCAAGUGGUGAAGAUGAGAUGAUAACAAUGGAUAAUGCAGAAGAAUAUGUGGAUUUGAUGUUUGACUUUUGUAUGCAUACGGGUAUUCAGAAGCAGAUGGAAGCCUUUAGAGAUGGAUUUAAUAAAGUUUUUCCAAUGGAGAAAUUAAGUUCCUUCAGCCAUGAAGAAGUCCAAAUGAUUCUUUGUGGAAACCAGUCACCAUCCUGGGCAGCAGAGGAUAUUAUCAAUUAUACUGAACCUAAGCUGGGUUAUACACGUGAUAGCCCUGGCUUUCUGAGGUUUGUGCGGGUUUUAUGUGGCAUGUCUUCAGAUGAAAGGAAAGCAUUCCUGCAGUUUACCACUGGUUGUUCAACUCUGCCCCCAGGUGGACUGGCUAACCUGCACCCCAGACUCACGGUCGUACGCAAGGUUGAUGCUACUGAUGCAAGCUAUCCAUCAGUGAAUACAUGUGUGCAUUAUCUAAAGUUGCCAGAAUAUUCUUCGGAAGAAAUCAUGAGAGAGCGCCUUCUCGCUGCUACAAUGGAAAAAGGCUUUCAUCUCAAUUGA